GUGGACGCUAGCAGGGGCCGCCGGGCUCGGCACCUGGCCGGGUAGAAACGAGAUGGGUGCAACUGCCAGCAGGACGUGAGCCCGGGCUGCGGUGAGGACGGAGCUGCGGGAUUCAUGUGGAGGGCAGCCCUGUGGAUGGCCCCGAAGCAAGCCUGAUGGAACAGGACAGAAGCAGCCAUGUGGUGGGCAGCACACUCGGUCCUUUCCUGAUUCCAGCGCCAACUCCUGCCUGCCAGCUCGAGCCCCUGGCAGCCAAGCUGCAGAACGGAAGCCCAGUCCCUGAGCGGCCUCACCCCGAGCUGAACGGGGAUACCAGGUGGCAGGCCCUCAAGAGCUGGUCCGGGGUCCCCCCAAGCAGCCGUGCCAGUCCUGACUUCCUCCAUGAGGGCCGAGGCUUUUCCAGCUGUCUAGAAAAUGGGGGCAUAAAGCGCACAGUCAGUGAACCAUCUCUCUCUGGGCUCCAUGAGAACAAGAAGCUGAGACAAGACCAAAAGGCCAACGGAGAAGGAAAGAACCUCGAGGAAAGCCAGGAAAGAGAUCCUUCUAGCAGCCAACCUCGUGCCUCUGAUGAGAGUGAGAACAAAGAAUCCGUGAGCUCCAGAGCCCAAGAAAAUACAGCUGAAGACCUCACCACUUUUCUAAUGCCAGACUACAACAGGUUGGAAAACCAAGCGCAUCCAGUUCUGAGUGAACAGGAGCAGAAAGAUGACACAUACCAAGACGAAAACAUUGCAUUACUUCUGAAGAACAAGGCAGUGCUCAUGCCUAAUGGUGCUACAGAUUCUGCCUCUUCCCUGGAAAAUGCAUGCAGUGAAUUCCUGGAAAAACCACCAUCGCGGUGUGAUCCAGGUUGUGUUUCCACUGCAGUGCACAAGACCACAUCUCACAGCCAUGCCAUCGACGGCCAGGCUUCUCCCCAGCCGUCCUGUGAGGUCACUCCCCCGUCGCAUACCUCAGGGCAGAUCAAGGGCCCACAGCUCUCGGGCUCUGAGCUGCCCCCAGAGCCAGCUGCGGUGGGGACCGAGGCCUGCGACACAGGUCAUGCCAGGCCACCAGCUGCAGUGCCCGGUACCUGUCCCCUCCAGAGGCUGGCACAACUGCGGCCACAAGAGCCGGCACUGGAGAUGUGCCCAUGUCCUGUGCAGACUGGUGACACACACAUGAACGCGGUGCCGGCGUCUGUGAAGGGGCUGUGUGCAGGGCCGAGCAGCUUGCAGGCUGCUGGCAGCAGCUCCAAACAGUAUUCACAGCAAAAUGAAACGAAUGGUGCUUACUUCAAGCAGAGCUCAGUGUUCCCUAAGGAUUCUUUCUCUGCUACUACCACACCACGUCCGCCACAGUUGCUUCCUCCCCGUCCUCUGUCUCUUCCCUCUUGUCCCAUAGGAAAGGCCGCUCUGCCAGAUGCAGCUGCAGGAGAUCACAAGCAGUCCUCCAACCAAAGCAUUGUAACUCUCCUACGGGAAGUGAAAACAGAGGCCCAACCCGAGGCUCCACCACCCCAGAGUCCCAGUUCAUCGCUGUAUGCGUCCUGCCCCAGCCUGAGGCUUGCACAAGGACCUCAGAGUAAUGGUGUCCAUCAGAGCAGCACAGCCACACUGGGGCCUGUGCUCCUGUGUGCUGAGAAAGCACGGCCAGCCCCAGACCACCUAGACCAUCUCAAACACAGCCAUUCCAUCCUUGCUCCUGGGAGAGAGGCGCAGGACCCCUGCCCACCACUGCUAGGACACAAAGAGACAGAGAGUCUGAAGAACCAAGACCAGCAACAGAUUCAAGGUCUUGCACUCCCAACUCAGCCCUAUGUGAAACCAGGAUGGAUCGAGUUGAAAGCCCCUCAUUUUCGUCAAGCCGAAUCUCAUCCAAAAGGCAAGGAGCCCUCACUGUGCUCCAUGCUUCAGCAUCAGCCCACACCUGCUAUGCAAACACCCUCCAGACCAUACACUGGAAGCUCUGUGCCUGGGGGGCUCUCAAGGCUGGCUUAUGCCCCCUCACAGGCCGUGCCAGUACAGCACAAGUCCCAGAUGUUCCACGGAGACUUGAGUCAUGGGCAGCAGCGAGGUAUGGUGGACCAGCAUCUCCAUUUUCCCCAGCUUUCUAGCCAGAGCUGCACCUCCAAGACAGACGCCCUGCCUGCAGCCUGCACACAGGCACUGUGCACCCCUCAAUAUUUCCAGCAAGUUGCAGAUCCCCGAGCUGAGAGACUACAAUCCCCAUUGUUAAAACAGCACUUGAAUAUACGGGCUUCAGAGCCGGAGCCAUUUUUACACUCGCACCUUUUGCAGCACAAGCCCUCUAAGCAGGCAGCACAAACGCAACCACCCCAAACCCCACCAUUUCCUCAAAACCAGCAGCAGCCACAGCAAUUACAGAUGAAGAAUAAAGAACAAAUGCCUCAGACUUGUCCUCAUCCCCCAAGUAACAAUGUUCAGCACGGAAAGGGAUCAUUCUUUGGCCGUGUUAAAGUGGAAGAACACCUCAGUGGGGAAAAUCAGUGUUCAAAAGCAAAUGAGUUCCAAACUCAGAACACCCAAGCAGGACUGGAGCAAGGACAAAAUGUGAGUAGCAGAAAUUCCCCAUAUGAGCAAGUCUUGAAAUCAAGUCCAAGCAAAACCCAGAUUUCCUGUUCCAACAGUACACACUUAGUGCCAGUGAAUAAACAAACUAUCGGUUCUGAAUUCUUUGCAGUACAUAAGACCCAACACUUGCAUCCCAUGCAAUAUUUUCUAAACAAUGUGACUCCGGGUAAAGGUAUUCUGCGCAGGUGCUUUCAAGAACAAGAGCAGAAGCAGCCUCACGCUCUAGCUCUCCAGGGACAUAUAAGCAGAAACCAAGACCUGUCCGCACGGCAGGCUGCACAGCUAGUGCAGCAGAGAUACUUGAUGCAGAGCCAAGCCAAGGCUUUUCCUGCACCUGAGCAGGCACAAAAUCCCACACAGACCCCUCCCCAGAAGGACAUUCACAAGCACGCAGCCCUAAGGUGGCACCUCUUGCACAGGCAAGAGCAGCAGCAAGCAAAGCAGGCCCAGGCGGAGUCUUGCCAGGGCCAGAUGAACAAGCCAAUUAAGCUAGAGCCUGGGUCCAAGCCCCCUGCCUGCAUGCGCCCUGUGUCUCUGCAGCAAGACCCCAAAGUGUGGAAGAAGCCAACCAAGCAAGAGGCCCCUGCCACAAGUGGUGACCACGCACAGCCGAAGAGCAUCCUUGACACCAUGGAGCAGCAGCUGAAGCAGUUUCAGGUCAAAUCCUUGUUUGACCAUAAGGCUCUUGCCCUCAAGUCACAGAAACAAAUAAAAGUUGAGACAUCAGGGCCCCUCCCGGUGCUGUCGAGACAAGCCAGCUCUGCAGAACUCGAUGGCCAGGCCCCAGCAGUCGAGCCACAAGCAACUCCUUCAGAAAAGACACCCACCAAAAGAACAGCUGGCUCUGUUCUCAAUACUUUUUUAGAGUCAACUUCCAAUUUGCUAGAUGCCCCUAUAAAGAAUUUUUUGGAUGCAACUAUCAAAACUCAGUAUGAUUUCCCAUCAUGCCGGUGUGUAGAGCAAAUUAUUGAAAAAGAUGAAGGUCCUUUUUAUACCCAUCUAGGAGCAGGUCCUAAUGUGGCAGCUAUUAGAGAAAUCAUGGAAGAAAGGCUUGGAGAGAAGGGCAAAGCUAUUAGGAUUGAAAGAGUCAUCUAUACUGGUAAAGAAGGCAAAAGUUCUCAGGGAUGUCCUAUUGCUAAAUGGGUGAUCCGCAGGAGCUCGCCGGAGGAGAAGCUGCUGUGUCUGGUGCGGAAGCGCGCAGGUCACGUGUGCUCGGCGGCCGUGAUUGUGGUGCUGAUCCUGCUGUGGGAGGGGAUCCCUAGGAACAUAUCCGACCGGCUCUACGGCGACCUCAAGGAGAUCCUGCGCAAGCGUGGCACACUCACCAACCGGCGCUGUGCGCUCAACGAGGAGAGAACAUGUGCCUGCCAGGGGCUGGAUCCAGACACCUGUGGUGCCUCCUUCUCUUUCGGCUGUUCGUGGAGCAUGUACUACAAUGGGUGUAAGUUUGCCAGAAGCAAGGUCCCAAGGAAGUUUAAAUUGGCUGGAGAUGACGCAAAAGAGGAAGAGAAAUUGGAGUCUCACUUGCAAAACUUGGCCACAUUUAUCGCACCGAUAUACAAGAAACUUGCCCCUGAUGCUUACAAUAAUCAGGUGGAAUAUGAGCACAGAGCCCCCGAGUGUCGGCUGGGGCUAAAGGAGGGCCGCCCAUUCUCAGGGGUCACCGCAUGCUUGGACUUCUGCGCCCAUGCCCACAGGGACCUGCACAACAUGCACAAUGGCAGCACACUGGUGUGCACGCUCACAAGAGAAGACAAUCGAGACAUGGGAAGCACACCCGAGGAUGAGCAGCUGCACGUGCUGCCUCUGUACAAGAUUGCCGACGAGGACGAGUUCGGGAGUGUGGAGGCUCAGGAGGAGAAGAAGCGAAGUGGCGCCAUUCAGGUGCUGACCUCCUUCCGGCGGAAGGUCAGAAUGUUGGCAGAGCCAGCCAAGACCUGCAGACAGAGGAAGCUAGAGGCCAGGAAAGCGGCCGCUGAGAAGCUGUCCUCACUGGAGAACAGUGCCAAGAGCGAGAAGGAGAAGGUGGCUGCUGUGCUGCGGACAAAGCAGGCAGAGACUGCAGGCCAGGCCAAGGAGCUGACGGAACUUCUGCGACUUUCAGGACCAGCCACACAGCAGCCCCUGAUGCAAAGGCAGCAGCCACAGCCACAGCCACAGUCGCAGCCGCAGACACCCCAGCCGCAGCCGCAGCUGCAGCCGCAGCCGCAGACACCCGAACCGCCACAGCACAGCUUGUCCGGGAAGCCCCAGCCUGAGGCCAUUGGUGCCUACUCCUCCUCAGCAGCACCCGGCCUGUACAUGAAACGACCCAACCCAGUUAGUCCUUACCCAAGCUCUUCCCACGGUGCAGAUGUAUACAGAGGUGCCAGCCCUGGGGACUUCUAUUCCCCCUCUUCCCACGCUUCGGGUUCAUAUUUGAGUUCUCCUAAUCCUGUGAGCCCCUACCCUGGGCUCUUAAAUCAGAAUAACCAAUACCCUUCCUACCCGUGCAACGGGACUGCAUCCGUGGACAACUGCGCCCCUUACCUGGGCUCCUACUCUUCCCAGCCUCAGCCCAUUCUGUACAGGUACCCGAGCCAAGACCAUCUUGCAAAGCUUAACCUCCCACCAAUCCAUAGCCUCUACCAGCAAAGGUUUGAAGACACCCAGAGUUUCCCCUCCAAGUACUUGGGCUACGGAACCCCGCCCAUGCAGGGCGUCCACUGUGUAGGGUCCUUUCCUCCCUACGUAGCCCGCGAGAUGGACCGCCACUGCGUGGGCGCAGCUUCCGGGUGUCCAUCCAGUCUGGGGCAUCCCAACGAAAACAGUAAGAACAGCAUACCCAACCCACCUGGACCCCUGGUCCCUAACCACAGCGCAGCCACAGGCAGCAUCAGUAGCUCCCUGCACGCCCUGCACCUGCAGAGCAAGGAAAAUGCUGGGCUUCCCCACACGGCCAACGGGCUGCCCAGGGUGCCCCCGGGAUGCCCCCCGGACAGGCCCCUGUCCGUGCAGGGACUGCUGUACCAGCUCAGUGAAGCCAACGGUCAGGAAAAGCAGGCUGCGGUACCUUCUCAGGAGGUGCCUCAGGCAACCGAGGACGACGAGGUGUGGUCGGACAGUGAGCAGAGCUUCCUAGACCCCGACAUCGGAGGCGUGGCCGUGGCCCCCACGCAUGGUUCCAUCCUUAUCGAGUGUGCCAAGCGCGAGCUACACGCCACCACGCCCUUGAACGACCCUGACAGAACCGACCCCAGCAGGGUCUCGCUUGUCUUCUACCAGCACAAGAGCAUGAACGAGCCCAAGCAUGGCCUGGCACUGUGGGAGGCCAAAAUGGCAGAGAAGGCCCGGGAGAAGGAGGAGGAGUGUGAAAAGUACGGGCCAGACUACGUGGCCCAGAAAGCCCACAGCAAGAAGGUAAAGCGGGAGCCCGCCGAGCCGCAGGAGCCACACCAGCCCACCUACCUGCGCUUCAUCAGGUCCUUGGGCGAGAAGACCUCCUCCGUGACCACCGACUCCACGGUCACCACGGCUCCAUACGCUUUCACUCGAGUCACUGGGCCUUACAACAGGUACAUCUGAGGGUGGCCUGGGCUGCAGGCUCACGGGGACACGGUGGGGUCGGGGCUCGGUGUUCACAGUGAGCCUCCCUCUCCCACAGGGAGAGUGCUCAUCCUUCGGAAGCACUUAGGUCCACUGACCCACCUACAGGUGGCAUCGAGAAAAAGACCAAAGCAUUCUAUGCAAAAAGGAAAAAAAAAAAACAACAACGGGGGGGUGGGGGGAUGUUCCACAACUCACAUUCUUAAACACUGGUUCUGUUAUCGGGCAAGAUGCUGAUGUAAAUGUGAUUCCUUCCCCGCACACACAACUCUAUACAUCUGUGACCACUUUUAAUAAUACCAAGUUUGGGUAGUCACAGAACACAAAUCAAGUACUGUCGUAUUACAGUUGCAGGAAUCUUAAAAAGACCAUCUGGUGCUGAAUCUAUGAUGUACUGAAAUACUGGAAUUAUGGUUUCUAACAUGCAGUUUUUACUGUAAUCUUAAUAUUAACUUUUAUUUAUCAAAAUAGCUACAGGAAGCAUACAUGAAUAGCAACAAAACACUGAAUUUGUUUGGGUGUUCUACGAAAUGGUGCUAAGAAAAUGGUGUCUUUCAUAGCUAAAAAUAUAAUGCCUUUUUUAUGAUGGAGAUGCUACCAAUGUACUCCAGUACCCCAGAAGGAAAGGGGUGCCUUUUCACCCAAGUUUUUAUCCUAAAUUACCUGUUCUUCUAGGAGUUUAGUUUUUAAAAUGUGGACAUUUUAAAAGCUUCUGAGUUUUGUUCAUCCGGUGGUGUCCUGUAGGACGAUAAAUGCAUAGAUGUACAUCUACACAGCCCCUUAGGAGAUGUACACAUGUAGGUAUAUAUAAAUAUUUUAAAUAGUGUUUUAGAAGCACUUUGCCUACCUAAGCUUUGGCAACUUGAACAAUGCUAAGGUACUGAGACGUUUAAAAACAGAAGUUUACUUUCAUUUGAAGAUGAAAAUUUUUAUUUCUAAAGGAAACAAAGCUUUUCAACCAUUUUUGCUUUUGGCCACACAUCCGGUGAUGAGCAGUAGUGUUCAUUAUGAACACAGCCAGUGAAAUCUGAAAUGAGGUGGACAGGAUUCAAGGGAAUGUGUCAGUCCACAAAAUGUGCUUUCUGGUGCUCACCUCACGUGCUAUACUGUAAAACAGUUUUCUACAACAUUGUGAGACAAGUUCGUUGCUCAGACAUGUCAUGACUCUCUAAGAACUGCUGUUAGACACAGGUCGCAGUGAGCCGCAUGCUCCCCUUGGCAGAGCCUGUCCGCUCCAGCCCAGGCUGGGCAGGGUUCUGUACGCUGCUCAGAAGCUGAAUGGCAUUCGCCGUUGUGUUGAUAGCUCUUUACCUUGGGACAGCAUCAUGUCUUAGCUUCAGUGUCCUCCUUAGCAGGCAAAUUGGGUGGACUGAUUCCAGCAAAAGAUGAAUGAACAGGGUUAGUUCUGUGUGUGUCUGUUGGUGAAAAAGAAAUAAAUAAAAUAAAACAGGCAGCUGGUUUGCUGUAGUGGUUUUAAAUCAUUAAUUUGUAUAAAGAAGUGCAAGAGUUGUAUAGUAAAUUAAAUUGUAAACAAACUUUUUUAACGCAAUGCUUUAGUAUUUUAGUACUGUAAAAUAAUUAAAUAUAUACAUAUAUAUGGAAUUGAAUUCGAACUCACAUCACGAUGGUGCUACUCAGCCUGCUACAGUUAUAUCAUAAUGUGAGCAGAAAAUUCAUGAAAGGGUUGAGUGAUAUUUCCACUUGCCAUAUACCUCAACACUAGUUUGGCAAUAGGAUUUUGAACUGAGAUUGAAAGCUUAUAGCGUUGUGUACCAUCAUUUUUUUUUCCAAGUCUUUUUAUAAUUAUUAAAAAAAAUACCUUUUUUUCAGUACUUGAUUUUUUUCGCAAGUAUAACUUGAACUUCGACCUUUUUGUUCUAAAAAAUCAGGGCUAUUUCAACUCCCCUUAUGCCAACAUGUCACCUGUGUUUGUGUAAUACUAUCUUAGGUUAAUAAAUACAUUCUUUUUCAGGGAUUUAACCCUUUUAUUUUGAAUCCCUCCUAUUUUACUUGUACAUGUACUGAUGUAAGUAAGACUAAUUUUUGUAAAUCUGUUGGUUGUUAUUGUAAAGAAGUGUGGAAACUCUUUUGACUAUUUCAAGGAGGAAAAAUAUUACAUGAAAAUAGAAUGCACUGAGCUGAUAAAGGGAAACUUGUAAGCUAGGAGUUUGGGAAGUAGCUGUUGGCCAGAGUAUCGAACUCUCCAUAAAGCCCACUCUGACCAGAUAGGCAGUACAGGCAAAUACUUCACAAGGACUUCCGUAAUGGGCCUGACAGCAAGGCACGGUGUCCAGUCAGACUGUACUAAGUACAUUUUUGCUUACUAGCUUUUCACAUAAAUUCUUAAUCAGUGAAAACUCUUGGGUUUUGUUGGUUAAAUCUUUAUAAUCAUUGUAGACUUUGUGGAGGUUUUAUUGGUCAAAUCUUUAAAUCAGUGGAGACCUUUCAUUUCUGUCGGUCAAAUCUUUAUAAGAUGGUUUUUGUCUUUUAAAAAGCGCUCAAGUUUUUGGCUGUGUCCAAUUCAUAAGCAUUUUAAGCCAUUUGCUUUGCAUCCGGAUCUCACAGCUGCGCUGUUUUCCGUAAUCCAGUGCUCUCUGCGCGUGCGUUUGUGAUGGAGAGUCAGCUGCCCAAUGAAUAUUUGGUGACUAUGUCAUCCACUGUCAUUUUCAAACUGCUGGCCAACAAGAGCAGGAAGUGUAGCUUGGGUAGGUUAGAGAGGAGGAGAGGAAGCUGAGUGUCGGAUUGUAUGUACCAGACCCGUAACUGUACAUACUUCACCUGCCUCAGUUAGAAUGAAUCGAAAGCCCACCUACAGUUUGCUGAUACAGGCUGACUCCAUGGCCACACCUGACCAUGCUUUGGUGGUGGCAGCUUUACUUGAAUGAAUUUUUCAUCUUGAUUGACGCACAGUGACACAUAGUUCACUUCUAAAAGCUAGUGGGCUAACUUUGGUAGGAAAUGUUUGCAUUUGGACACUAAAAUAAUGAACUUCUGGGUGCAUUUUUCUAUGCUUAUUUUUUUUUUUUAACUUAGUCUCAUUUCAUUUUCAUGAGAUGUUUGGUUUGUUUGUAAAAUCUGAUGGUGGUUAUAAAUACUGUAAAGUAUUAUAAUGUUAUGAAUGCAGGUUAUUUGAAAGCUGUUUAUUAUAUCAUUCCUGAUAACGCUAUGUGAGUGUUUUUAAUAAA
Molecule: messenger RNA, 9343 nt
Organism: Octodon degus (degu)
Lineage: Eukaryota; Metazoa; Chordata; Mammalia; Rodentia; Octodontidae
Gene: Tet2
Product: tet methylcytosine dioxygenase 2
Exons: 10
Coding region: 156-6137 (1993 amino acids)
Biological process (GO): positive regulation of transcription by RNA polymerase II; oxidative demethylation; myeloid cell differentiation
Cellular component (GO): nucleus
Molecular function (GO): DNA 5-methylcytosine dioxygenase activity
Source: RefSeq, a predicted model, not a curated record